CUUACCGCUAUCCUCUAUCGUCACAGGCGCCAAGGCCAACAACCACCAAACGCUUUCCCCGAUCAGGAACCAAAGAAUUUACGAUACAGUCUUUGGUACCGCUGCGGAGAACUUGAACCUGCGGGCGAUUGACAUACAAUCUCAGUCCUCCCCCCUCCUCCUACACCUCUUCCGGUCCGUUUCCUCAGGCAUGACAAUGAGUCAACCUUUGAGGCGAGGUGUACGGGCUGUGUCCUGGACCCGAGUCCUCCCUCCGCGGGCGCGACAAGGGCAGGCAAGAUGCCUUCAGAUUCGCGCCGCGGCCGCGGAACAACCAUCUUCGGCCAACGGAAACAACCUGCCUGUGGUCGGCACUCCUAGUUCAGCUGAGUCUGCCGAUGCGCGAUUCGACGUUAUCGGCGCUCCAUACUCCUUAUUGUCCGUCUCUCUAUCCGCUUCGCAGAAUCUCUUCACCCGACGAGGAACAUUGGUAGGACUGAGCGGGAAAGCCGAUAAUGUGGUUUCUACGUUGAGCGUUCUCGAGCCGUUCCGGAGAGCGGUUGUCGGUGUACCAUUUCUCUACCAGAAGGUCUCGUCGGCUAGCCCGGUAACUGCCUUGGUUUCUGUUCGAUCGCCUACCACGUCCUUCGCUGUUGUACACCUGGAUGGGUCUGUGGAUUGGAUGGUGGCACAGAGACGUGCGUUGCUUGCCUGGACGGGCCGUUCUCUUUCUAUCAAACCGACUAUCAAUACAAGCCUGAGCGUGUCACACUGGGGUAGCUCCGAAGUGACUGGCAGAGGAUUGCUAGCAUUAGUCGGUACGGGUCAGUUAUACCAGGUCGAGGUAAAGGCCGGAGAGCAAUACAUCGUCCACCCAAGCAAUGUUGUGGCGUACACAAUGACAAACAACCCCCCUCGUCCUUACCGCUUCAAAUCCACAACCUUGAAAUUUCAGGUACCGGGUCUCAAGGGCUUGCCGAGCUUUAUCCAGGAUUCGAAAUUCAUUCGGGAUAUGUCGGGUUCCGAUACCUGGAAAACCGCGAUGAAUAUCUUCCAUAAAAUUCGUACUUGGUCUCGGAUGACCAUCUGGGGAGACAGGCUCUUUCUGCAAUUCGAUGGCCCCGCGACUAUUCUCUUACAAACGCGUGGUCCCCGUAUCAAUGAAGUCCUCACCUCGCACGAAGUCAAUGAGAUUGCAAGCGCUCCGAGAGGACUAACCAUUGGACCUGCAAAGCCCGCAGAGGAAAAGAAGCCGUCUGCCGACGAAGAGUAUCGGAAGGCGGCCGAGGAGGCUGUCAAUGCUGCCCCAGCACCCACAAGGACCGUUGAACAAUUAGAACAGGAGGUCAGAGGGUCAGCUCAAAGCAUUGCCACUCUUACGAAGGAAGGCAAGGUGAUCUUUGAGAAACCUGGCCAACAAAACUAAGUGUAACGUUUGACAUCGACUGUCCCAGUUGGGGCAUGAUAAGGCGCUCAUUCUAAAAUGUCUUAUUGCAGGCUGAAUGUAUUAUAGAUAGCAUACUCCGCGUUUCAACAUGAGCUUUUUUUUUUUUUUUUCC
Messenger RNA from Aspergillus caelatus, 1538 nucleotides. RefSeq names its product AIM24 family protein. Gene Ontology annotation, biological process: inner mitochondrial membrane organization. The record is from RefSeq and is a predicted model, not a curated record. Gene Ontology annotation, cellular component: mitochondrial inner membrane. The coding region runs from base 191 to 1405 and encodes 404 amino acids. The transcript has 7 exons. Lineage: Eukaryota; Fungi; Ascomycota; Eurotiomycetes; Eurotiales; Aspergillaceae.